Molecule: messenger RNA, 1395 nt
Organism: Gryllus bimaculatus (two-spotted cricket)
Lineage: Eukaryota; Metazoa; Arthropoda; Insecta; Orthoptera; Gryllidae
Source: the annotation of a GenBank genome assembly
AUGGUUUACCGCACCAUAAAUCCUCCUGUUGAUGUGACUUUCACCUUCAUGUGCAAAAUCAAUAUUAGCCACAUUAUCAUAUGGCCUCAAGUGGGCAAUCAAAAAUCCAGUGGCUUCCAAGUAUCAACUUGUAAUAAAAAAUCAAGUUCAACACAUAGCUUUGUGAAUGUUGGGACAGGAUUUUUGAAGAAUGAACCAGGGAUUAUUUUUCAUCAUGCUUAUGAACCAAUGAAUAGCAUUACUAGCAACUUCUUACGCCGUAGACUGAUUACAAGGCAAAAUUCUCUUAAUGCUGUUUAUGCAGUUCAAAUAAAAAUAAUGAAAACUAAUCAGUCAUCUGUUCCAGCUAUACUGAAGGUGGAAGUGUGGGGUUUGCCAAGUGUAUCAUGUCCCAAAGAAGUAAGAAUGAAAGUGCUAGAUUUAUGGACUAAUAAGGACAAAAAAGUUGAUAUCAGGAAAGAACAAAAGAAGCCUGAAGAAUGCAAAUUAAGAUCUACUGCUGCAGCAUUAGUUAACCAAGAUUUUGAAAUUCCAGAAGAUUUUCUGGAUCCAAUCACUUGUGAAAUCAUGGUUUUACCAUUCAUUUUACCAUCUGGUAAAGUUGUGGAUCAAAGAACUCUUGAAAAACAUGAAAACCAUGAAGCAAAUUGGGGUCGAAGACCUAGUGAUCCAUUUACUGGAAAACUUUAUACUGAUACAUCAAAACCAGUUCUCGCAGUUGCUUUAAAAGCUAGAAUAGAUAAGUUUCUUAUUGAUCAUGCUGAUGUAGAUGAAUUGAAAAAAAUCCCAAGAACUGUAGGAAGGAAAUUUAAGAGUAGUUCCAGUAUCCAAGGAAAUGAUGAGGUAAUUGCAAAAGAUGAUUCACAAAUUGAGCAGAAUUUAGUGAAAACAUCUAUUAAAAAGGCUUGUGAGCAAAUUGUUAAUAUUGGAAACGAACAACAAAGAUUAUCAAUUAACAAGCAAAAAAGAACCUGUGAAUUUUCAGAGCCAACGAGUAAGAAAUUUAAACUUGAAUCUGUAAGUUCUUUGAAUGAAAGUAUGCCAAACAUUUGUAGUAGCAGUAGCAGUUGCAGUGUUAGUGGUAGUUUCAGGAAUGAUCCAGUUUCUUCAGAAAGUGGACCAAAGCGUACUCAUGAAGAAUUGCUAAAUGACUCCCUUGAUGCAGCCUUGAAGAGUGCUUUGUCAGGUCUUCCAUCAUUUACCAAUUUUACUUGUAGAAAUCAGAAAGUAGAAAAGAAGUGUUCAUUGUGUGAUGAGAAAGAAGUUCUGUAUAUACUUCCUUGUCAGCAUCUCUUAUGCAGAAUGUGCCUUAUGAAAAAGACUAAUAAUAAAGACUGUAAGUGUUUUUGUAAUUUACCUUUCAAUUCUGCUGAUCCCAAGCGUUAUUUUUCAUAA